CUCGCCCCGCCCCUGCAGGUGCGAGAAGCUGAAGUCGGGAAACAUGGUGGCCUCCUGCUUUCUCAGCAGGGGUUUGACUGCCCUGGCAGGGUUGUUGCUUUUCUCCUUCGGCAGCUUGGCCGCUAGUCAGAUCGAGGAUCAAGCAGAACAGUUCUUUAGAAGUGGCCAUACAAACAACUGGGCUGUUUUGGUAUGUACAUCCCGGUUCUGGUUUAAUUAUCGACAUGUUGCAAAUACUCUCUCUGUUUACAGAAGUGUCAAGAGGCUAGGUAUUCCUGACAGUCACAUUGUUCUGAUGCUUGCAGACGAUAUGGCAUGCAACCCUAGAAAUCCCAAACCAGCUACAGUGUUUAGUCACAAGAAUAUGGAACUAAAUGUGUAUGGAGAUGAUGUGGAAGUGGAUUAUAGAAGUUAUGAGGUAACUGUGGAGAAUUUUUUACGGGUAUUAACUGGCAGAAUCCCACCUAGUACUCCUCGGUCAAAACGUCUUCUUUCUGAUGAUAGGAGCAAUAUUCUUAUUUAUAUGACAGGACAUGGUGGAAAUGGUUUCUUGAAAUUUCAAGAUUCUGAAGAAAUUACCAACAUAGAACUUGCAGAUGCUUUUGAGCAAAUGUGGCAAAAAAGACGCUACAACGAGUUACUGUUUAUUAUUGAUACUUGUCAAGGAGCAUCCAUGUAUGAACGAUUCUAUUCUCCUAACAUAAUGGCUUUAGCUAGUAGCCAAGUGGGAGAAGAUUCACUCUCGCAUCAACCUGAUCCUGCAAUUGGAGUCCACCUUAUGGAUAGAUACACAUUUUAUGUCUUGGAAUUUUUGGAAGAAAUUAAUCCAGCUAGCCAAACGAAUAUGAAUGACCUUUUUCAGGUAUGUCCUAGAAGUCUCUGUGUGUCUACCCCUGGACAUCGCACUGACCUUUUUCAGAGGGAUCCUAAAAAUGUCUUGAUAACUGAUUUUUUUGGAAGUGUACGGAAAGUGGAAAUUACAACAGAGACUAUAAGUUUGCAACCAGAUUUAGAAAUCAUGGAAAGCAGAUAUGAGAAGGACUGGAUGAAUGAGGAACUAAUGGAACCACUGAAAUAUGCUGAACAACUUCCUGUAGCUCAGAUAAUACACCAGAAACCAAAGCUGAAAGAUUGGCAUCCUCCUGGGGGUUUUAUUCUGGGAUUGUGGGCACUCAUUAUAAUGGUUUUCUUCAAAACAUAUGGAAUCAAGCAUAUGAAGUUCAUUUUCUAGUUGUGUGAAGAAGACGGCAUAGAAGACUGCAAACUUGGAUAAAAUUUUAUGUCAUUAUGCUUUUUAAAAAAUACAUGUUCUUGUGCGAAUUGGGCAAAAAGUAUAGGGAAACUAAAUUUGAAUGAACUAUUUUAUAACUUGAAGAAAAACAACUGUUAAUGCGGGUGCUUAGUGGCACUAAUUAUACUUGUUUUUUGUUGUGCAUGUUAUUAAAAAGAUUGGACAAAGA
This is a messenger RNA of Lutra lutra (Eurasian river otter), 1460 nucleotides long. It is a transcript of the gene PIGK, whose product is annotated as phosphatidylinositol glycan anchor biosynthesis class K. Gene Ontology annotation, molecular function: GPI-anchor transamidase activity. Lineage: Eukaryota; Metazoa; Chordata; Mammalia; Carnivora; Mustelidae. Gene Ontology annotation, biological process: protein localization to cell surface; proteolysis; attachment of GPI anchor to protein. The coding region runs from base 44 to 1231 and encodes 395 amino acids. The record is from RefSeq and is a predicted model, not a curated record. Gene Ontology annotation, cellular component: GPI-anchor transamidase complex. The transcript has 11 exons.